AUGUCCAAAGAUAGUUUCCUCUUCGUUCCAUAUCACGCAGGCAAUCCCGAUCUGGCCGCGCACAAGCUCGCCAACUCCGAUGCUCGUUCACAUGCUGCUGCGGUCUCACGUCAACGCAGGGAGACCAGACGACUGAAGACACGAUUUGGUGUUGAGAAUUCGAACGAUCCUACGCCAGCGAUUCAUGGCAUUGCGGCGAAACUCUCUACAGAAGCUGUCCGUCCUGAGGACUAUGACCACGGCAGUGUACACGACCUGAUGCAGGAUGAUACCCUAUCCGCAGGCAAGAGUGGCUCAUGCAUGCAACACCGACAAGAAAUGAGAGCCAUGCAAUUUACAUGGCGUGCUGGUAAUCUGACAGCUGAUCUACAAAUCUCUGGCGGACUGCGCAUCGACCCUUUUGGCUUCACACCUUCUGACGACUUCGCAAGAUCUGCAAUAGACUACUUUACACAAGUCAUCUCUCCUAUCAACCAGCCCAUAUACGCAAUCUUCAAUGUCACAAAUAUCUACACCUCUUACUGGUUGGAAUUGAUGCAGCACGAAGAUUAUAGACCUGUGGGAAUUGCUAUGGUAGGCGCCAUCAUGUCUGCAUGCAAUCCUGCUUCACGCAUGUCGAAAGAGGUCAAAUCCAACCAGACAUUAGCAUUGUCGCGGUUACAAAAGAGACACAAAGAGGCCCAACGUGCUGAAGAGCCUGUACACGAUGAUGUUUCGAUAAUUACUGUGCUUGGGCUUGCCAAUCUAGCACGCUUCUUAGGCGACAACAGAUCUUACGACGUGCACAGAUCCAAUGUGAAGAGCAUGGUUCUGUCCAGAGGUGGUAUGCAUGCUUUGGGACACCAGGGAUUGGCGGCGGCAUCGGUCUCACAAUGGGAUAGCUUUUGGACAAUUCAGGAGGAUGGCAUACCUCUCUUUCCAGAAUCACGGUUGGAGCAUAGGUUGGUGUACCCUGCAUUUCCACUGUCACCAGAUCUGCGGGAUGUUUUCAUGAAGCUGCCUGUCGGUUUUCAGUCACUCGUUCUUAAAGGUAUGAUAUCUGUCGAGUUGAUGGAUGUCCUAGGCCGUACUGCUGAAGCUGUUGUCCAUGGUGUCGAAGCUUUGUCGCCUGGCAAUAUGUGGCACUCCCAGAAGCGCAGGUAUCGAGACUUCCUCGAGGCAUGUCCUACCCUAGCAAUACCUGACGCCUCCAAGACAAUGAUCGAGAAAUAUCUUACGCUAGCUCUGUUCCUCUAUUGUGCUAAUGCCUUCACCCACGCGAGAUCUAGCUCAUCGUUGUUUGGAGCCUCACGUAUCGAAUUGACUCGUCUACUACUACGAGAGAAUCAUUCAUCCUGGCUUCAGCUUGAGAAGGAAUGUCUUUACUGGAUGUGCGUGGUUUGUAUUGACGCUUGGCGGCAGCACGAAACGAAACUACGCCUGCUACCCAAAGGACAAAGCUUGAUACCAUUGCUAAAGCACAUAAAGAAAGACAUCGGGACACAUGAUGUCCUACAGCGGUUCUUUUACAACCAAGAACUACUGAACGGAUACCUCAGAAUCUAUCCCAUAAAAUCAUGUCGUGGCUUCUCGGUCAAGUCAUCAACGCUUGGCCGCAAAGGCUUGAAGUUUGACCGCUGCUGCAUGUUUGUUGAUGAUAAACAGGUCUUCAUCACGAUUCGGAACAAACCCGAGAUGACUCUGAUCAAGACUGGAAUCAGUGAAGAUGAGUCAGGUAGAGCCAAUCUCACCGUUAUAUUUCCAGCCGUGGUAGAAGUCGGAGGAGUUGGAGAGGAGUCAAAGGUGGAUUACGAUAGAGCGACGACUAUCUCAGUGCCGCUGGAAGCAGACGAAGAAUGGUUAAGCAACAAUGCGAAGCUCGUUGAGACGGAGAUAUGGGAAUACCAUACCGAUGCUUAUGCUUUCACAGCACCGGAAAUUACAGAUGCAGUUACUAAGUAUUUUACAUCUUGGGACAAGGACGCAAAGUACAGAAAAGAGUUCGUGAAUUUUCCCGAUGUGCUACCCAUUCAAGUCGCUACUGAAGUCUCGUUGAACGAGCUCAACACGCGGCUGAAGGAACAACAGGGAACAGAAAUCACAAUCGAGCGCUUCCGACCGAAUAUCAUCGUCGACAGUGACAAUUUGAAGCCAUGGGAAGAAGACGAAUGGAAGACAUUGCGUGUCAACCCACCUAAGUCGCUUGUUGGAAGCUUGUCCGCGCUGACCGGUAUCAACAGCCAGUCGAUUGAUAUCGACGUUGCUGCGCGCUGCGCAAGGUGUCAAGUACCUAACGUUGACCCCGAUACUGCUGUGAAGAACAAGAAAGAACCUUGGAAUACGUUGGUUUCUUAUCGACGCGUUGAUGAGGGUGUUAAGUACAAGCCGUGUUUCGGGAUGUUGUGCUGCCCACGAAGUGAAGGCUAUAUCGAGGUGGGGAUGGAGAUUGAGAUUCGCGAGGUUAUGCAAGCUGCUGGUGGAACAGGAGAGCAUCAUUAUGUUAAGGGUUUCUGA
Messenger RNA from Lithohypha guttulata, 2493 nucleotides. RefSeq lists its product as uncharacterized. The record is from RefSeq and is a predicted model, not a curated record. NCBI's taxonomy places the organism in Eukaryota, Fungi, Ascomycota, Eurotiomycetes, Chaetothyriales, Trichomeriaceae. Gene Ontology annotation, molecular function: catalytic activity; molybdenum ion binding; pyridoxal phosphate binding. The transcript is spliced from 3 exons. Bases 1 to 2493 code for a protein of 830 amino acids.